AAAUUCUCUAUGCUUGGUAGUAGCGCACAUUUUAACUAUGGCGGACCAUGUAGGUGGCGAUGAUGUUAAUAAUGAAAAUAUACAGAGAUAUAAUAAUGAAAGACGUAGUAGUAAGCAGUGGGUGAAGUUAAAUGUUGGUGGAACGCAUUUUGUAACUACUAAAACAACAUUAUCUAGAGACCCCAAUUCGUUUUUAUAUCGAUUAGUUCAAGAUGACAGUGACUUAAUUUCGGACAGGGACGAAACUGGUGCCUACUUAAUAGACAGAGAUCCCACAUAUUUUUCACCAGUACUCAACUAUUUAAGACAUGGGAAACUAGUAAUUAACAAUGAUAUAGCUGAAGAAGGUGUUUUAGAAGAAGCUGAAUUUUACAAUAUAACUGAUUUAAUAAAACUGGUGAAAGAAAAAAUUUCCGAGCGAGAAACUGGUCCUUCAAAACACUCUAAAAAUCAUGUGUACAGAGUGUUGCAAUUUCACGAAGAAGAAUUGACACAAAUGGUAUCUUCUAUGUCAGAUGGUUGGAAAUUUGAACAGUUGAUUAAUAUUGGUUCUCAGUACAAUUAUGGCAAUGAGGACCAUGCAGAGUUCCUCUGUGUAGUUAGUAGGGAAUGUGGCAAUAAUCCUAAUCCCACCGAUAUUGAGCCAACGGACCGAGCAAUGGUUCUUCAGCAAAGGGGUUCAAGAAUAUGAAAACUCCUUUUGCUAUUUCGUGGAUGACAUUUAAGACUUAUAAUAUAUGUGUGAUGUAUAAGUGAAGUACUUAUUAUUGUAAUAAUGUGGAGAAAUUCUCAAUUUUGAAUGGUGUUACUUUUAAUAGUUUAAUAUUAAUUAUAAUGAUGAUUCAGAUAUGAUUGAUAUUGCUAAUUAAUUUCGAAAAAUAUCUUGACCAAAUACUCAUUAUGUAUAUUUUUAAAGAAAUAAAUGCAAAAAAAGAGAAUUUGUGUGAUAGUUAGGUACUAUAUUAUUCAGAUAUAUAUUAUAUAAAAACUGUCACCAGGGAUCUAAGUGUUAAUUCCAUUUGCAACCAUUUGAGCAUGUAUUUCAUAAUAUAAUAUCAGUAUUUUUAACAUAUUGAUGAAUUUUAUAAAUACAUUUUGGUCAGUUUUUCAUAAGCAUCUUAAUAAAUUUGAUAAAUUGAUUUUAGUAUUUCUUUACAUUUAUUUUACUUUUAAUAAAAUAUAGUUAGAUGUUAUAGUAAUAUGUAAAAACUGUAUAUUUCCAAUAUUGAAAGUGACUGCUUUGUGUAGCAAUAAUAGCUAUAUUAGUUUUUUUUUUUAAUAAUCGUUAAUAAACAGCUUAAAAUAUUUCAUAUUCAUAUGGUUUUAAUUUAAUAAGAAGCUCUCAUUAAGUCAAUUUAUAAAUCCUUAUGCAAGUUGCAGACCAACAGCUAAGCUAAGUUAGUUUGGCUUAGCUCUCAUAGCUGACCCAGUUUUCCAUACUUGAGUGCAGACUGCAAACUAUGCGAACUAACUACACUAAGAUAAGUGAGCUAACUAAAAUUUGCAAAGCUAAGUUAGGUGUAUAUGCUGAUGCGCAGCUAUAGAGGAACUAAGCUAAGCCCCGCACAUCCUUCGCUAGUGCUGUCCAGUGUCCUUUGUCGUACACAUGCGGUUGUUUUCUAGCAAAUAUGGAGCAAUUUAUUGAAAUUGUUAAAGAAUUUCUUGUAAUAUGGAACACAGUCAAAGAGUAUAAGUGUUUAGUGAGUAUUGCUGAAUAUAUUGCAGAUGAACAUUGCUUUUUUGUUAUUUGGUUGAGUUCUUGUGGCAGUUUUCAUCAUGCUCAAUUAAUAGGUAACUGCUUGUGGUGGCGACCUGGGACGGGUCAUUCCCAUUCCUAAAAUAUGGUUGAGGGAGGCGAUGGCUUGCCCAUGCGUCAUACUCGUGAACUGGCGCAGGAUGAUCCUAAAACUCUGCUUCACGGUUUUAAAAUGAAAUGUUAUUAUAUUUUUUAUAUAAUUGCUAAUAAAAGUGUGAGGAUUGAUGCAUCUACAUGGCAUACUAUUAUUGUUGAUUAUGUACUCUUGUUUUUACAUAUUAAUUUACAUUUUUUUUACUUGUGUAAGGCGUUGAGUAUUAUAGUUUGACUAUUUUUGUUACUACUUUUACUUACUUUAUAUAUAUUGUAACUGAAAUGAUCUGUAAAAAGAUGAAGCUGUAAAUGUUGAUUGAAAAGAGUGGCAAUGAGUUUUUUGCCACUUCUUAUUAAAGCUCGACCUUCAAAGGGCGGUGGAUAUAAAAAGAAAAGUAAUUUCCUUGACCUGCAUGAACAAAGUGAUUUUGAUUUGAUUAAGAUACAUAAUAGCUUUAAGGGUAAAUGUACACACCUUUAUAAUAAAGUCCCAGCCACUAUAUCUAUAAAUAAAUUAAAAUGUUUUAUAAAAAAAUGGCUGUUAUAAUCCCACUACUCCACAGCUGAAUAUCUAAUUUUUAAUAUUAAAUUAUUUUUUAUAAAAAAGAGCGCAAACAAAGAAUGUUGGGAGAGUUUCUUGCGCCGCUUCUUCUCUCUCAGAGCGCCAUUUGUUUCCGAAGCGGUAGUAGUAUCUAGUAUAUUAGAAAUGACAUCAAAAUAAUUGUAAAGAAAUCAAUUUUGGGAAAAUAAAUGCCUAUUAUUAACUUAAAGGAUUUGAGCUUUUGAUUACUGUUAGUAAAGAUAUGAUAUUAAUAAUUAUAAAUUGUAUUAAUUAUAUAUAAUAUUAAUUACAAAUUUAAGCAGAAUUCUCAAAUUGUAAGUAGAGGUAUUUAGUGAGUUUAGCAUGAUAUGUAUAGAUUAAGAUUCUUUUCUUUGUUGUUUGGUUGAGUUCUUGUAACAGGCUUUGUCAUGUUCGCUUAAAUGUCACUGCUUGUGGAGGCGACAUGGGAUGGGUCGUCCCCUUCCCUAAAAUAUGGUUGAGGGAGGCGAUGCCUGGCCCAUGCAUCAUGCUCGUGAACGGCUUCAGAUUCUAAAAAGUUGUUGCUAGUUUUUAUAUAUAUACUAUCGCUUAUAAAAUGCUCACGAAUACCUUUAUUUGUUUACGGUUACGGACUACUAGUACUGUAGCUGCAUCAUCCACUCACACCGUACUACUACUACUACUACUAGUUUAAGCACAGACUAGGAAUAAAGAGGAGGUAAAACUAGUGGAUUCGGAAUACUUCUUGGCAUUAAUAUUGAUUUUAAUGGGGCCCCCAUAUUGAAGAAUUGGCAAAUAAGCUUAAUUCUGUAGUUUAUGCGGUUAAAAAAAUUAGACAGUUAACUGACCUAGAUACGGCGCUACUAGUAUAUUCAUAGUAUUAUGUCCUAUGGUAUAUUGUUAUGGGGAGGUGCAGCCGAUAUUAAUACCAUCUUCGUGCUGCAGAAGAGGGCUAUUCGCGCUAUUUAUAACCUAGGUCCUAAAGAAUCAUUAAGAGAAAAAUUUAAGGAAAUAUACAUUUUGACUGUUGCUUCUCAAUAUAUUAUUGAUAAUGUUCUAUAUUUUCGUAACAUUAAGGAAUUUGCUACUAAUUGUGACAAUCAUAAUGUUAACACAAGGAAGAAAUAUAAACUUUUUUUGGGCGAUGUAUAUUCUUUUACAAUAUGAUCCCAGAAAAUGUACUAAACAAAUGAAAAUCUUACGAAAUUUAAAGAAUUGUUAAAAACCGUUUGUGUGGGAAAGGUUAUUAUAAAAUUUUCUUAAUGAUUCCACAGACCGGGAAUAAAGCGGACACCCUUAGGCUCUUUAAUUAUAAAUGUUUAUUGUACGAUAUGACAUUAUAAUCCAUAUUUUUAUGAUAAACCCCGCUGAGUUUCUUGCGCCCGUUCUUCUCAGGUCUGAGGCAGUCUAUUAAGAAUGGGUGGUAGUUUUUGAUGUUCAAUAAUAAUAUUUGUAAAAAGGAAAGACCAUUAAAAUUGUAAACGAAGCAGAGCAAAAUUAUUUGUGUAGGCAGACUUACCAAUAUCUGUACUCAUCAUCAUCCAGCUUCUCGACACCAGCUCAAAACGAUAGCUUAGAUAAUUUGUAAGUUGUUUGCCUUUUGGCAUUUACCAAUAAGAAAUAAAAAUAAACAUUUUUUUUAUUUAAAA
This is a messenger RNA of Leptidea sinapis, 4039 nucleotides long. It is a transcript of the gene inc, whose product is annotated as BTB/POZ domain-containing protein KCTD5. Lineage: Eukaryota; Metazoa; Arthropoda; Insecta; Lepidoptera; Pieridae. Gene Ontology annotation, molecular function: cullin family protein binding. Gene Ontology annotation, biological process: proteasome-mediated ubiquitin-dependent protein catabolic process; protein homooligomerization. Gene Ontology annotation, cellular component: cytoplasm; Cul3-RING ubiquitin ligase complex. The coding region runs from base 38 to 691 and encodes 217 amino acids. The transcript has 2 exons. The record is from RefSeq and is a predicted model, not a curated record.